AUGCUGCAAUCUAUUGGCUGCAGGCUUAGUAAAUUUCAGUCUGUGUAGUCCAAUAGAAAACCAGAGAGAGAGAGAGUGUGAGACAGAGAGAGACCUGGUUUCUCAAUCACUAAUCUUAUACGCGCAAUUCACUCUCGCUAUGAGAGCAAUUUGGUUCAGGAACGUUCCCAGCGCCUCUGCGAUGACUCAUUGAAACAUCUUCAGUGCUGUUAAAGCCGUAUCUUCAUUCUCCUCAUCUCACACACACCUCACACGCACACGAAGAAAACACAACCCAGGACGUGCUGCUUCACUCCCUCCAUUACACAUGGACUGCGCUGUCUUACUUUGGAUUUGCAGAGCAAGAGCUUGGAUGUGGAGUUAAAAGCAUUUUGCGCAUGUUGACUGCAGAUAAGCGGGAAGAUAGGACUGGUACGUGAGAAAUCCGUGCCGAGGAUAUUUGAUCACAGUGGAGUUCAGGUGUUGGGAGUGCUCUUGGCUUCCUCUGGACAUUAGUUAUACCACAACCACUGAUUUUCACACAACCUCUGAAGAUGGGGAGCUCUGAGAAAGCUACUGUAUUUGGCUGGUGCUCCUUUACUCAGCUCACAGUCUGAAGAGAAGCACAAAGAAAAUUGGAGGAGGGUGGGGGAGUUGCUGAGGAUCCAGAAGCACAACCUGCCAGUUUGAGGCUAUGCACAGUGAGAGCAUGUCAGUUCUUGUAGGCCAUCCAUGGAUGUGUUGCUCCAAGGCCAAGACCAGUCUUUUGAUGUGGACGGGGCUGGUGACCAUCUGUGUGGCUGCUGUUCAAGCCCAGCAGCAGCCUGUAGCCACCACCAAUUAUGGAAAAUUGCGAGGAGUGAAGGUUACGUUACCCAAUGAGAUUUUGGGACCAGUGGAGCAGUAUUUGGGGAUCCCCUAUGCAUUGGCUCCAACAGGGGAACGGAGGUUCCAGCCACCAGAACCACCCAUGUCUUGGCCGGGAAUUAGAAAUGCCACUCACUUUGCUCCAGUUUGUCCUCAGUUCUUAGAGGACCGCUUUUUACUCAAUGAUAUGCUUCCUGUGUGGUUUACUUCCAACUUGGAUACAGUAGUAAGCUAUGUGCAGGAGCAGAGUGAAGAUUGCCUCUACCUGAACAUAUAUGUCCCAACAGAGGAUGAUAUCCAUGAUGAGAAUGGAUUGAAGCCAGUCAUGGUUUACAUCCAUGGAGGCUCCUAUGUGGAGGGGACCGGCAACAUGAUAGAUGGCAGCAUUCUGGCGAGCUAUGGGAACGUAAUCGUCAUCACAAUCAACUACAGGCUCGGAGUUCUGGGUUUUUUAAGCACAGGUGACCAGGCAGCCAAAGGGAAUUAUGGUCUUUUGGAUCAGAUACAAGCUCUCAGGUGGAUCAAAGAAAACAUCUAUGCUUUCAAAGGAGACCCAAAAAGAGUGACCAUUUUUGGCUCGGGGGCUGGAGCGUCUUGCGUCAGCCUGCUCUGUCUUUCGCAUUACUCAGAAGAUCUGUUCCAGAAAGCCAUCAUCCAGAGUGGGACAGCGCUGUCCAGCUGGGCUGUCAAUUAUCAGCCUGCAAAGUACACCCAAUCCCUUGCUGAGAAGGUGGGUUGCAACAUGCUGGACAGCAUUGACCUAGUGGAAUGCCUGCAAAAGAAAAACUACAAGGAGCUAAUUGAGCAGUACGUCACGCCUGCAAAGUAUCACAUUGCUUUUGGGCCUGUGAUUGAUGGUGACGUGAUCCCAGAUGACCCACAGAUUCUCAUGGAGCAAGGGGAGUUUCUAAACUACGACAUCAUGCUGGGGGUCAACCAGGGUGAGGGGUUUAAAUUUGUUGAUGGCAUUGUGGACAGUGAAGACGGAGUGUCUGCCAACGAUUUUGACUUUGCAGUGUCAGACUUUGUGGAUCAUCUCUAUGGUUACCCAGAGGGAAAGGACACUCUGCGGGAGACCAUCAAAUUUAUGUACACUGACUGGGCAGACAAGGAAAAUCCAGAAACCCGUCGCAAGACCCUUGUGGCACUCUUCACUGACCACCAGUGGGUGGCACCAGCUGUGGCCACAGCUGACCUCCAUGCCCAGUACGGAUCACCCACCUACUUCUAUGCUUUUUACCACCACUGUCAAAGCGACAUGAAGCCCAGCUGGGCUGAUUCGGCUCAUGGUGACGAGGUACCAUAUGUGUUUGGGAUCCCUAUGAUUGGCCCCACGGAUCUUUUUAACUGCAACUUUUCGAAGAAUGAUGUCAUGCUGAGUGCAGUCGUCAUGACAUACUGGACUAAUUUUGCUAAAACAGGGGAUCCAAACCAGCCAGUUCCACAGGACACUAAAUUCAUCCACACAAAGCCUAACCGGUUUGAAGAAGUAGCCUGGACUAAGUACAACCCCAAAGACCAGCUUUACCUUCACAUUGGCCUAAAACCAAGAGUUCGGGACCACUACCGGGCUACAAAGGUUGCAUUCUGGCUGGAACUAGUUCCACAUCUUCAUAAUAUCAAUGAGUUUUUCCAGUAUGUAUCCACCACCACCAAGAUACCACCGCAGGACACCACCCCAUACCCUUACACCAAACGUUUUCCAGGGAAAAAUAACUGGCCAUCCACCACACGCCACCCAGGAGUCCCUUCUGCCAACACCAAGCAAUCCACAGACCAGCGUAAGAGUGGAGACCUGAGUGAGGAAUCAACUGUCAUGAUUGAGACCAAAAGAGACUACUCCACUGAGCUCAGUGUUACCAUUGCGGUGGGAGCAUCACUGCUUUUUCUGAACAUCCUUGCCUUUGCAGCACUUUACUACAAGAAAGACAAACGGCGACACGAGUCCAACCGACGUGAUCCAACCCCACAGCGCAACUCUGCCCCAGCGAACACUUCGUCCACGGCCAACGAUGUGGCACAUAUGCAUAGCGAGGAGCUGAUGUCCUUACAGAUGAAGCAGCAGCAGCUGGAACACGAUCACCACCAUGAGUGCGAGUCACUGCAGAGCCACGACACGCUGCGGCUAACUUGUCCCCCUGACUACACCCUCACGCUACGUCGUUCACCCGAUGACAUCCCACUGAUGACGCCCAGCACUAUCACAAUGAUCCCCAAUUCCCUAGCUGGCAUGCAGCCUCUGCACAACUUCAACACUUUUGGCGGAAGCCAGAACAGUACCAAUUUGCCCCAUGGCCACUCAACAACACGAGUAUAGCUGAGCUGGGUUGGAACGAAUCCAGAAGCCAGCACAAAGCAAAUAUGAGAGAUUGACUGUGGAAAGCACAGACCCUAAAGUCUAAGCAGAUGAUAUUUUGCUAUCACGCCUUCUUGAAAAGUAAAAAAUGGGUGCAUUGCUUAUAAACUUCUUAAGAAAUUCAGAAUGAAUGUUACUUAAGUAACUCUUUUUGAAGCAGAGCUUCAUAGAUGGUUUUACUUAAAAGAAAACAACCAGGAAUGACUGUUAAUAUCCUUAUAGUGGGCAAAAAAGUCUCUAUGGAGGUUUUUAAGCCAGAAUUACACAACCGAGGUGACAGGAACAAAGCUUCAUCUUUUCAUAAUACUUCCUGCAUCAGACACCAGACUUUGGCACAGAAUUCUACACCCCAGCCUGAUAUGUAUUUAUAAAAACUUUACAAAAUAUUUUAAAUUUAGAAAAGAAGAAGAAAACAAAAAGGGAGUAUAAUUGCGUGCAGAUUAAAAAAAUGUUUUUAAAAAGAUUUAUCAAAAAUACAAUUCAAAGAUUUCUUUUUAUUAUUGGUUUUGUUUUGGCUUGGAUGGUUUGUUUCAUUCUUCAUGUUUUGGCUUGUGCUUUUAGUUUUUGUGCGUGUAAAUAUAUCCCAAAAAAUAAUGUUCUUCAUUUUUCUGACUACAGCUUGUGUUUUAUUUGUUUUGUCUGAUUGACCAAAAUGCGAACACAAUCCCAUCAGAGGAGAUUUCUUCGGUUAAUCAUAUGCAGUACUGUCUUGUGUGUUGCUUGAUGUUAACUUUUUAAGACAUUAAAGGUCUGGAAAAGAGCUUAACUUGGCAUUUUCAGUCUAUCUGGAUCUGAACCUGUUCUGCUUCUGUUGCAUUCUUUGUGGAUUCUUUUUUUUUUCACUUAUUUUGUCUUGCAACCUCAGCUAUGUCUGAGCUUACAAUGUGACCAGCAAUGUAUCCUUUAGAAAUAAAAAAAGGCAGUGAAUUUUUGUAAUACUUUUAGUUGGAUAUGUUUGUAAAGACAUCUGUGUUAGAUAUUUCAAACUGUCAUAUGCUAGCAAUGUGUAAAAUAUUGUGACAGACUUGUGAUAUUUUGGUUUACAGAAGCAAGUGAAUGAGUGUAAAUAUUAAUAUUAAUUACUAUAAAAGCAAAAUAAGUACCCAUUAUUACCAUUUCCAUUUUGCAUCCUAUAUCAGGAAAAAAAGAAUUAUAUCCAGAAAAUUUUAACCUGCAUUUAUAAAUUGUAUUAAAAGGUAUAUUCUUGUCAUUUGGUCCCUAAACCAGUCAAGCUAACAAAGGUUUUUAUUGUAGUUUUAAAAUCCUCAGUUUGUCUUAUUUCUUUGCAGUUUUGCCUUAAGUGAUAAUAGACCUAUUUCUGGCUGGACCCUGUAUAAACUUUUUCUGCAACAUUUUUAAUAAAAUAUCACAGUAUUUUCUAAAAAAAAUAAAAUACAAUAAACAAAAGUAAGGAAGAA
This is a messenger RNA of Girardinichthys multiradiatus, 4620 nucleotides long. RefSeq names its product neuroligin 4 X-linked a (gene nlgn4xa). The transcript is spliced from 6 exons. Gene Ontology annotation, biological process: modulation of chemical synaptic transmission; chemical synaptic transmission; neuron cell-cell adhesion. The coding region runs from base 674 to 3163 and encodes 829 amino acids. The record is from RefSeq and is a predicted model, not a curated record. Gene Ontology annotation, cellular component: synapse; postsynaptic specialization membrane; cell surface. NCBI's taxonomy places the organism in Eukaryota, Metazoa, Chordata, Actinopteri, Cyprinodontiformes, Goodeidae. Gene Ontology annotation, molecular function: signaling receptor activity; neurexin family protein binding.